Messenger RNA from Trichoderma atroviride IMI 206040, 1569 nucleotides. NCBI's taxonomy places the organism in Eukaryota, Fungi, Ascomycota, Sordariomycetes, Hypocreales, Hypocreaceae. The record is from RefSeq and is a predicted model, not a curated record.
UCCUCCCCCUUCUACUCCAGAUAAGCCCUGCAGGCCUAAAGAACAGCCGACCAAGCCUCAAUUCAGCCGCCCGAGAGACGACAGGAUCAGCCCAUCGCUCUCCACCCUUGUUUCCGGCCUCUCCACCAACCCAACUCUGCUCUUCUAUAUAAGAAGUCUUGCAAAGGACAAAGUUUCCUUUUUCAAUCCAACAUCAUCUUCUCUUUUUUCUUUAAACAAGGAAAAAUACAACAACCGCCAAAAUGGUCAAGGUUCUUCUCUGUCUCUACGAUGGCGGCAAGCACGCCCAGGAUGUCCCUGCUCUCCUCGGAACAACUGAGAACGAGCUCGGCAUCCGCAAGUGGCUCGAGGACCAGGGCCACACUCUGGUCACCACCUCUGACAAGGAGGGCCCCAACUCCGUCUUUGAGAAGGAGCUCGUCGACGCCGAAGUCAUCAUCACCACUCCCUUCCACCCCGGCUACCUGACCCCUGAGCGCCUCGCCAAGGCCAAGAACCUCAAGAUCGCCAUCACCGCCGGUAUUGGCUCCGACCACGUCGACCUGCCCGCCGCCAACAAGACCAACGGCGGCAUCACCGUCGCCGAGGUCACCGGCUCCAACGUCGUCUCCGUCGCCGAGCACGUCGUCAUGACCAUCCUCGUGCUGCUGCGCAACUUUGUCCCCGCCCACGAGCAGGUCGCCAAGGGCAACUGGGACGUCGCCGCCGUCGCCAAGCAGGAGUACGACCUCGAGGGCAAGGUUGUCGGCACCGUCGCCGUCGGCCGCAUUGGUGAGCGUGUGCUGCGCCGCCUCAAGCCCUUUGGCUGCAAGGAGCUGCUGUACUUUGACUACCAGCCCCUGAGCGCCGACAAGGAGGCCGAGAUUGGCUGCCGCCGCGUCGACAGCCUCGAGGAGAUGCUCGCCCAGUGCGACGUCGUCACCAUCAACUGCCCGCUGCACGAGAAGACCCAGGGCCUGUUCAACAAGGAGCUCAUCUCCAAGAUGAAGCCCGGCUCCUACCUCGUCAACACCGCCCGUGGCGCCAUCGUCGUCAAGGAGGACGUCGCCGCCGCCCUCAAGUCCGGCCACCUCGCCGGCUACGGAGGUGACGUCUGGUUCCCCCAGCCCGCUCCCGCCGACCACCCGCUCCGCACCGCCGUCAACCCCUUCGGCUUCGGCAACGCCAUGACCCCCCACAUGUCCGGAACCUCCCUGGACGCCCAGAAGCGCUACGCCGACGGCACAAAGGCCAUCCUCGAGAGCUACCUGACCGGCAAGCACGACUACCGCCCCGAGGACCUGAUCGUCUACGGUGGUGACUGGGCUACCAAGUCUUACGGCCAGCGUGACAAGGUCAACAAGCAGUAAAUUUCUUCUCUCUCUCAUGAACAAGGAGAAACGAGUUGAAUAAAAAAGGAGCUUGAUGAUGAAUACCGACACACACACACACACAUACAACACACACAAACAAAAAUAAUGUCAAAACAACUAUAAAAUACGGCUCAUGGAUAUGAUGACUCUGAAUAACUACAAUGUAUAACUCUUGCAUAUCUAGCUACUAGCAAUACAUCUUUUUUUAUUUUUUUCA